Messenger RNA from Ornithodoros turicata, 1413 nucleotides. RefSeq lists its product as uncharacterized. The record is from RefSeq and is a predicted model, not a curated record. The transcript has 10 exons. NCBI's taxonomy places the organism in Eukaryota, Metazoa, Arthropoda, Arachnida, Ixodida, Argasidae. Bases 1 to 1413 code for a protein of 470 amino acids.
AUGCGCAUUUGUGAGGAGCACUUCGCUCCAAACUCGUAUCGUAUGGCCAUCAUGAGGCCAGUCAGUAGAAAACUUCGUGACGAUGCAGUGCCAUCGUUGAAGCUUCCGAAGGAUGCACCAUCGAAACGUCGUGCGACUUUCGUGGCCCAUUCCUCUCUAACUACAGAGCAAUUGAAGCCACUUGCAGUACGACUCUCCACGUCUACACAGACAGACACGACUGUGAAAGCCCUCCAAGAGCGUGGCUGUCAGACAGAACCCUGGGAACAACCAGUUCAAAGAAAUGUUAUGGUCAGCCCUAAGCACACGACAGCACCCAUUCCAGUCCCUAGCCUGAUUCAAACUGAGGACGAGGACACAAGUGACAGUUACUCUCCAUCACAGGAAGAGAGUAGUAGCGAUGAGCAUGAUGCCUUCCCGCCAUGUACACCACAGCAAGAAAGAAAGUUCUUGGUGUUUGAGAGCUGCUUGCUUGAGCUCUUUCGAACAUGCCCACAAUGCUUCUCCACCUGCUCCAACAAAAUCACCACGCAAGGCACCAUGAUAUCAGUGAAGAGCCAGUGUCGUCAUGGGCAUGUGCGAAGCUGGGACAGUCAGCCUAUGAACGAGAGGGUCACUGCGAGUGUCCAAAUGGAGAAGGAUGGACUUAUCAGAAGCCUCAGGUUCUUGAAGGAGCAUGGCAUAACACUGAAGUCUGUUACUACCGAUCGUCACCCGGCUAUCAGAAAGCACAUGGAGACACAUGAGCAGGAGACAAAGCGCUUUUUCGACAUCUGGCACAUAUCAAAAAGUGUGAAGGAAAAACUGACUGCUAUCAGUAAAAGCGCUAGCUGUCGCAGCUUAGAUGGCUGGAUUCAGGGAACGUCAAACCACUUAUACUGGUGCGCAAAGGCUGGAGGAGGAAAUUUCCAAAUGACUGUCGACGCAUGGCUCAGCAUCCAUAAUCAUGUGAUCAACAUUCACAACGGGCAUGCUGGAUCAUAUUUGCGUUACCUCCAUGGCCCUAUUCCAAAUGGAGACUGGCUUGAACCUGAUUCACUAGCUUAUAAAAAGUUCAAGGAAGUGACAGGAAACACGCGCAUCUUGAAAGAUGUGGCGCAGAUGUCGCCAAACAUCCAAACCUAUGCCCUGGAAUCAUUUCACAGCCUCCUUAUCAGGUUUGCGCCAAAAUUAGUUGCCUUUUCCCUUGAAGGCAACCUUUGCACGACGAGACUGGCAGUUCUCCAUUACAAUGAAAACGCUGAACAUUGCCAAGCGGAGACAUCGGCUGGAGUACAACGGUGGAAAGUGAAAAGCUGUAAAGCAAGGCAGGGCCACCAAGUUGCUUGCCCCAUUAAAACUCCACCAACAUUCAACUACAUUGUGAAGCUGCUUGCACAAGCAGAAACAAUGCAAUUCGUGCACAUCAUUUGA